GGGCUGCGGCUGCGGCCGCGGGGCUGCGGCGCCCCAGCCCCGCCAGCCAGCCCGAGCGCUCGGAGGGAGAGGCAAGGUCUGGACGGGGUGGCUGGACCAGUGGCAGAAUCCAGUGCCAGACUCUGGACUUGAGGGUUCUGGGCUGUGGUCUGUAGAAGCGAAGGAGAGAAGGACUCAAAUCCAGGCCAACUGUAUGGCUGUCUGAGGUGUUGGAACAGAAGGAAGUCCAUUCCUGUCGGUGACAACACUGUGGCCCUGUUCUGGAAUGACCGAGGUGUAAAGGAGCCAGUAGCUUUGGUCGAGGGAAGAAGAAGAAACUUGAUGAGCAGCGGCCUCUACAAAUGGCUCUUCCUCCUGGGUGAGGAGAAGGGAGUGGGGGACCAGGGCCCCAGAACGGACUGGGGGAGCUUCGAAUCUGGCCGAGACAGGUAGGUUGACUGCUUUUACCUGGGGUGGGCCAGGGCCAGGUCUGGGUCCCCUGCUCCAGGCAUGGGGGUAUCUCUGCCUGUGCUCAGAAAGAAAGCCCUCCUUCCCAGGGGCCCUGGGACCCCGGGACCCUGUGCAGACCAGGGACGGCGAAAACCACUGCCCUAGAAGGUAAGUGAAGCUGCUGAGGCAUCUAGGGUGCAGCUUAAGCUUCAGCUGCCCUGUUGUCCCCCAACCUCGCCACCGGCCAGAGGCUAGGCGGUUCCCUCUGCAGGGCCUGGGGUGAACUCGGCUGCCAGCUCAGCACUACGCGGCUUCUCCGGCAGGGGGCGGGAAAGGGCAGGCCGGGGCGCGCUCAGGGCCAGAGUCCUCCCUUUCGGGUGUGAAGCCUGGGCCUCGGAUCAAGUGACAGCCAUACAUUUCAAAUCUGAUUUAGGGGUACCAGAUGAACCCUCGGGUCUAGCAGUCUGUUUCCAUUUCCUCCCAGAAUGUGUCGCUUCCUCCCGCGCUCCGCGACUUUGGAAGGCGUUUGCAUUUACAUCCGCGGUGAUUACUGGAGUCACUAAUACAGCCUAACCCGGAGUUUAAUUGGAAACGUUAAUCAAUGCGAUGGAUCCGUGUCUGAUUUGCACAGUCGGUCAAUUAUCUGCAGGUUUCCCCCAAGAAAGAGCAGCUGAGUCCUUGCAUCUUGUGGCAGCUGGUGUGCCCAGCACUGAGCCCGUCGGAGCUGAAGGCAGCCCGGCCCCUUCUCAUGGGCAGCACCCACCUGUGCUGAGGUCCUGCAGCGGUGGCUGUGUGAGGAGCUGUGCAAUCAGUUGUAACUGAAAAUGUCUGACGGUCUGGAUAAUGAAGAGAAACCCCCAGCUCCCCCACUGAGGAUGAAUAGUAACAACCGGGAUUCUUCGGCACUCAACCACAGCUCCAAACCACUUCCCAUGGCCCCUGAAGAGAAGAAUAAGAAAGCCAGGCUUCGCUCUAUCUUCCCAGGAGGAGGGGAUAAAACCAAUAAGAAGAAAGAGAAAGAACGCCCAGAGAUCUCUCUUCCUUCAGACUUUGAACAUACGAUUCAUGUGGGGUUUGAUGCAGUCACCGGGGAAUUCACUGGAAUUCCUGAGCAAUGGGCACGAUUACUCCAAACCUCCAACAUAACAAAGCUGGAACAGAAGAAGAACCCCCAAGCCGUUCUAGAUGUUCUCAAAUUCUAUGAUUCCAAAGAAACAGUCAACAACCAGAAGUACAUGAGCUUUACGUCAGGAGAUAAAAGCGCACAUGGAUACAUAGCAGCCCAUCCUUCGAGUACAAAAACAGCAUCAGAGCCUCCGUUGGCUCCUCCUGUGUCUGAAGAAGAAGAUGAAGAAGAGGAAGAAGAAGAAGACGACAAUGAGCCGCCGCCAGUCAUUGCACCGAGACCAGAGCAUACGAAAUCAAUCUACACUCGUUCCGUGGUUGAAUCCAUUGCUUCACCAGCAGCACCAAAUAAAGAGGUCACACCACCUUCUGCUGAGAACGCCAAUUCCAGUACUUUGUAUAGAAACACAGAUCGGCAAAGGAAAAAAUCCAAGAUGACAGAUGAGGAGAUCCUAGAGAAGCUAAGAAGCAUUGUGAGUGUUGGUGACCCAAAGAAAAAAUACACAAGAUUUGAAAAAAUAGGUCAAGGGGCAUCAGGUACUGUUUAUACAGCGCUAGACAUUGCCACAGGACAAGAGGUGGCCAUAAAGCAGAUGAACCUUCAACAGCAACCCAAAAAGGAAUUAAUUAUUAAUGAAAUUCUGGUCAUGAGGGAAAAUAAGAACCCCAAUAUUGUUAAUUAUUUAGAUAGCUACUUAGUGGGUGAUGAACUAUGGGUAGUCAUGGAAUACUUGGCUGGUGGCUCUUUGACUGAUGUGGUCACAGAGACCUGUAUGGAUGAAGGGCAGAUAGCAGCCGUCUGCAGAGAGUGCCUCCAAGCUUUGGAUUUCUUGCACUCAAACCAAGUGAUCCACAGAGACAUAAAGAGUGACAAUAUUCUCCUUGGGAUGGAUGGCUCUGUUAAAUUGACUGAUUUUGGGUUCUGUGCCCAGAUCACCCCUGAGCAAAGUAAACGAAGCACUAUGGUGGGAACUCCCUAUUGGAUGGCACCUGAGGUGGUGACUCGAAAAGCUUAUGGUCCAAAAGUUGAUAUCUGGUCUCUGGGGAUUAUGGCGAUUGAAAUGGUAGAAGGUGAACCCCCUUACCUUAAUGAAAAUCCACUCAGGGCAUUAUAUCUGAUAGCCACUAAUGGAACCCCAGAGCUCCAGAAUCCUGAGAGACUGUCUGCUGUAUUCCGUGACUUUUUAAAUCGCUGUCUUGAGAUGGAUGUGGAUAGGCGAGGAUCUGCCAAGGAGCUUUUACAGCAUUCAUUUUUAAAAUUAGCCAAGCCUCUCUCCAGCCUGACUCCUCUGAUUAUCGCUGCAAAGGAAGCGAUUAAGAACAGCAGCCGCUAGGACUGCAAGCCUUACCCCACACCAUCUCCCUCAUGAGUAAGACUGAAAUAAAACUCCACUGCAGGAAAGAUGGAAGAAAAGACAGUCGAAUGGGGUGGGGAUUCUUUAACUUUCAAAUGAAUAGAAACUUCUUAUAAGCCUUUUUCCUACUCCCUCAGAUUAUGUAAUUUAUUUGUAAGCCUGAAUCGCAGCCCAAACAGGGCAGCAAUGUCGAAGUGGCCAUAAAGUGGUCACUUCUACCGUGAAGCGAAAGAGCCAGUAGUGAAUCCCCUCAUUUUGUGCAUUCACUUUGAAGAAAAAAGAUUUCUCAAAGAUGCACACUCCCUCUUCAUA
Messenger RNA from Eubalaena glacialis (North Atlantic right whale), 3221 nucleotides. RefSeq names its product p21 (RAC1) activated kinase 3 (gene PAK3). The transcript is spliced from 19 exons. NCBI's taxonomy places the organism in Eukaryota, Metazoa, Chordata, Mammalia, Artiodactyla, Balaenidae. Gene Ontology annotation, cellular component: cytoplasm. Bases 1254 to 2888 code for a protein of 544 amino acids. Gene Ontology annotation, molecular function: protein serine/threonine kinase activity; ATP binding. The record is from RefSeq and is a predicted model, not a curated record. Gene Ontology annotation, biological process: regulation of axonogenesis; regulation of MAPK cascade; regulation of actin cytoskeleton organization.